Epinephelus lanceolatus (giant grouper) is the source of this 1889-nucleotide messenger RNA. RefSeq names its product heparan sulfate (glucosamine) 3-O-sulfotransferase 1-like1 (gene hs3st1l1). Lineage: Eukaryota; Metazoa; Chordata; Actinopteri; Perciformes; Serranidae. The record is from RefSeq and is a predicted model, not a curated record. Gene Ontology annotation, molecular function: [heparan sulfate]-glucosamine 3-sulfotransferase activity.
GCUCCCUCCAGUCUGCUACGCAAAGCAGCGGGCUUGGGCACAACUCUCCCCGCGUUUCUACACACAGGCUCGUCUGCGUGAGUCGGAGACGGAGUCGAGUUAUCCGCUCUGAAUAAACAAGGACUCCGUCCCCUCCUGGUGUCUGCUUUCAAAUUAAUCAGUGAUGAGAGUGGCCGAGAGGAAAGACGGACGCUUUUCUUCUAUGUGGACCGUCAGUGCGCAAAAGUGCGCUCCGCGGCUCAGCAUCAUCCUCAUCCUCCGCUCCUGAGAUCAACCCAAACCCGAGAGGCGCGCAGAGAUCUUCCCAGAAACCCCCGUGCGAGAUGUGCUGUGGACUGCCGAUGAUUUCUCCUCCUCCUCCGGUUCAAAUUCAAUGGCAGACAAAGACUGCACUUCUCCCUGCUCUUGUUAUCACUGAGCUCAGAAAGACAGAUCUGGUCCACAGCUAAACCAUUGUCUGCUUUUCUGCUCCUGUCUCAUUGCCAAUCUCUGCUCUUCAUACCAUCACCAUGGCUUGUUUCCUGGCAUCUGCCUUUCUUCUGGUUCUCCAGACAUACGCUGCACCACCUGAGCUUGUCCAGGCCGGAUUUGGCAUUACACUGGACCCCAUGGACCUCGAUGCUGGGCUUGUCAAUGUCUCUGGAGAUAUAACCUCAUCUCCACCCCUAGGGACUAGUAAAAGAGCCCCACACAGUAUCAUUAUUGGGGUACGCAAGGGGGGCACACGAGCACUGUUGGAGAUGCUGGACAUACACCCUGAGGUUGCUGCUGCUGCCACCGAGGUGCACUUCUUUGAUUGGGAUGAGAACUAUGCCAAGGGCUUUGAGUGGUACCGUGAGUUGAUGCCCUACUCAUACCCUCACCAGAUCACAGUGGAGAAAACUCCAGGUUACUUUACAUCAGCUCUUGCACCAGAACGCAUCUGUGCCAUGAACUCAUCCAUAAAGCUGCUGCUGAUCUUACGAGACCCAUGCGAGCGGGUUAUCUCCGACUACACCCAGGUGUACUUCAACCGGCUGGAGAACCACAAGCCAGUACAAGCCAUUGAGAACCUCCUAGUGCGCAACGGAGCCCUGAAUAUCCGAUACAAGGCCAUUCAGAGGAGCCUGUACGACGUCCACAUGCGCAAUUGGCUGCGCCACUUCCCACUGGAGCAGAUACACAUCGUAGAUGGGGAUGCUCUGAUCCGUGACCCCUUGCCAGAGCUUCAGAAGGUGGAGCGCUUCCUCAACUUGCCUCCAAGGAUAGUAUCCUCCAACUUCUACUUCAACCAGACCAAGGGGUUUUACUGUAUCAGAAGUGAUGGCCGAGAGCGCUGUCUGCAUGAGUCUAAGGGACGUCCUCACCCGGCUGUCAACAGCACUGUCCUCCAGCAGCUCCGCUCUUACCUACGGGAACACAACCGAACCUUCUUCAGGCUGGUGAAGCGCACCUUCGACUGGCAAUAAGGAUCCCAGAUCACAAAUCGGACUCAAGGGAGCCACUACCUUGUCUGUGAUGAGGACAAAAAGGGGCAUAAAGCACUUUACAGAACUGACAUUUAAAAACCCCUUUGAAUAGCCUCUUAAUAACUACUGUUGUGGUCUCUGGUUUCAGCAGAGCAGUUCUAUAUUUACACAAUAAGGCAAAAAAAAAAAAGAAGAAAAACUGUAACUAGAGGCGUAAGAUUAAAUGGAAGAAUCUCCAAGCUUAAUAAGUCAUUCUCUCUGUGCUGAAGGCGUUUAAGUGAUCAAAUUGCAGCGAAAACAAGUUUAUGAAACUGAUGAACUUUUUUUCCUCUCUCUUGUUUGAUAUUCUUGUUCUUGAUAAUAAAUUGUUCUGCUUUCAAAUGUAACAGAAAAGUGGCCUGUUUCUGUUUCUCUCCAUUUUCAUUUAGGCCAUCAAAAACC